AUGUUUAUCCUCUCUGGUUCGCCAUCCACCACAUUCUUCAGGCCUAGGGUUUCGUCUUCGUCUCUCUCCUCCUCCUCUUCUUCUUCUUCUUCGUCUUCUUCAUUAUCAUCCUCUUCUAGGCUGUGUUUGGUCUCUGUGAGAUCGAGUGCGCGAAAGAGCUCUGCUUGUCCUUGCCUGUUUUACUCCUUGAAGGUGAGUGCUAUGGCAGAGCUGGUGAAGGACACGGAAUCGUCUUUAUCGCCUAUUCAGAAUGCGCAGAGGAGGGAGACUAACCAUUCUCGUACGUUUCUCAAUACCACCACUGAAGAAGGUGAGAGUUCUUUGUCAUUUCCGCUGUUUGGCUCCUGA
Molecule: messenger RNA, 348 nt
Organism: Prunus armeniaca (apricot)
Lineage: Eukaryota; Viridiplantae; Streptophyta; Magnoliopsida; Rosales; Rosaceae
Source: the annotation of a GenBank genome assembly